Messenger RNA from Ahaetulla prasina, 3044 nucleotides. Its product is annotated as NACHT, LRR and PYD domains-containing protein 12-like. The transcript has 7 exons. Gene Ontology annotation, cellular component: cytoplasm. The coding region runs from base 878 to 2956 and encodes 692 amino acids. The record is from RefSeq and is a predicted model, not a curated record. NCBI's taxonomy places the organism in Eukaryota, Metazoa, Chordata, Lepidosauria, Squamata, Colubridae.
UUGAGGGGAAUAAUUAAAAGAGUACAAAAAAUAGAUGAUUACACUGGGAUUGGCAGUGACAGAAUAAACAGAAGAGGAGGAAAUGGAGUUUAACAGAUGGAUGGUUAGAGAUGCAGUCAUUGGUAUACAGAGGAAAGUGCAGCAGGAUACAGCCUAUUCACAAAUAGAACAAUCACCAGCUUCAGGUUUUACAAGAAGCCAAAAGUUAAAGAGAUUAAAAACAAACAAUAACAUUUGAUCUACUUUCCAACACUUGGCCUAGAGGGCAGGAUGUGACCCCUUAACCUCUACAGGAGCUAGCCCACCACCAUUAAAAUAUUAAAAAGCGCAUAUACGAAUCCAUUGCACAACAAAUCCAGCUAUUUCAAUUACAAAGCCCAGGAACCAUAUAAAAAUCCAUCCACUCAGCAGAACUGGUUGUCAGCCGUCCCAAUACUGAUGCUGUGUCACUUUGCUUCUGGAUAAACUGAACCUCCUUUCUAGCGACUGGCUUCAAUUUCUUUAUUUCAGCUAAGGAGAUAUUUCUGUUCGUUUUCCCAGCUGGAAGGACGAGCCUGGAAUUUAAUUCCCUUCAAUUUGGGGACUACAAAGGGACCUCCAGCUAAUCUGAUUGAUGGACCAGAUCAGGGAUUCAAGAAGCAUCCUUAAAAUAAUCCUUUGGGAGAGGCAUUGUAUGAGUUUUCAGGACAAACCAGACCCUGCAUAAGAUCAGGGGUCUCCAACCUUAGUAACUUAGAUUGUGGACUUCAACUCCCAGAGUUCCUCAUUCAGCAAAGCAGGAAGUCAAAGCAGGCUGUAAUCAGUAGCUGAAGAAAAACACAUGCUGUGCCCGAAAGGAGCAGUAAUUAUAGAUCGGAUAUAAUCCAUCAUAAUUGACAUGAAUAGCACUGUGAAAGGAGUUCUUUACAAUGCAUUGAGUGCACUUCUUAUGAAACAAUUUAAAGAAUUUAAAUGGUGGUUAAAUUCUAUUGAUUAUAAUGGAAGACCAAACAUUCCUAAAGCUUCACUGGAGAAAGCGGAUGCACCAGACGUUAUAGAUCUCCUGAUUCAAUAUUAUGGAGAAGAUGCUCUAGAGGUGUGCAUUCAUGUCCUUCAAAAAUGCAACAGAAAUGAUCUUGCAAAAAACCUUGAAGAAACUGGACAGAAAGUUGCAGGUGCUGAUGCUGACCAACUUUCAGAUUUAUCAGAUUACAGAAACUACAUUAAAAAAAAAUUUGAAACAAUGAAAGAUCCUAACGCUGUUCCUGGGGAAUAUGUGUCCCUGAACAAGAGAUACUCAAAGCUAAUGAUCCUAGAUUAUCACACAUCUAAAGAGGAGAAAGAAGAUGAAAUUCUGGCUAUGGGAAGGAAACAUCGUGAAAUCAUCAGCAAAAGAGCUGAGUCUUCCACCAGCAUCGAAGCAUUAUUUAACCCUGAUAAAUAUGGAUUAAUUCCACAAGUUGUUGUGUUACAGGGAGCUGCAGGAAUUGGAAAAACCAUAACGGCCAAAAAAAUCAUGUUUGACUGGGCUUCUCAACUACUUUACCAGGACAAAUUUAAUUAUGCUUUCUAUAUUUGCUGUAGAAAGAUGAAUCUCCAUGCAGAGUCAGAGAUGCAUAGUAUUGCAGAGAUAAUUUCAGGUGAAUGGCUCAAGUGUCACGAAUCCAAAAAUGUCAUUCGAAACAUACUGAAGAAUGAAGAGAAGCUUCUGUUCAUAAUUGAUGGGUUUGAUGAAUUAAAGUUUUCUUUUGAUCAGCCUGAAAACUACUUUUGCAAUGAUCCCUGGAAGAAGGAGCCAGUGAGAAUUCUUUUGAGGAGUUUAUUUCAAAAAAAGCUUCUUCCUAAAUCCUCUCUUAUAAUCACAACAAGACCUACUGCCCUGGAAAAACUCCAUCAAUAUUUAGAGCACUCACGCAAUUUUGAGAUACUGGGGUUUUCUACAAAGGAAAGAGAAGAAUAUUUCUACAAUUUUUUUGAAAAUAAAGACCAAGCAAUUCAAGCUUUCAGAUUUGUGAAACAAAAUGAUAUGCUUUUCACCAUGUGUGUCAUUCCCCUUGUGAGCUGGAUCAUCUGCACAGUGAUGAAACAGGAGAUGGAGAGAGGCAAGGAUCUGCAGAAGACACCAUGCACCCUCACUGCAAUCUACAUACUGUAUUUCUCUAGUUUGUUAAAGUUUCACCAUAAAGGAUCCAAACAGGAUGUCCAAUCAAAUGUGAAAGGUUUCUGCACUUUGGCUAAAGAAGGAGUCUGGAAACAGAAAAUAUUGUUUACGGAAGAAGAAGUCAAGAAGCACAUUUUAGAUCAGGGAAACUCCCUCCCCCUUUUUCUGAAUCAGAGCAUCUUCAAAGAGGACAUUGAUUGUAUUCACAUGUACAGUUUCAUUCACUUAAGCUUCCAGGAGUUUUUUGCUGCUUUGUUUUAUGUUCUAGAAGAAGGAGAGGAGCAGCAUUCUCAAAACCGGAAUAAAAAUUUGCAGACAUUAUUAAAAAGCCAUAAAUCUCUUAGGACAGAUUUUGCAGUAGGAUUUCGCUUCCUCUUUGGUUUUUUAAAUGAACAAAAAAGAAUGAGAGAGUUGAAAAAAAAAUUUGGAUGGGAAAUUUCUUCUAAGAAUAAAGAAUUUUUGUUAGACUAUGUGAAAUAUAAUAUUAAAGAAAUGAUUUUUAAUUUCCAAUUGCAAAAAGAAUUGUUUAGUUAUUUAUAUGAGACACAAGAUGACAAUUUUAUAAAAAAUGCACUAUGUGGUAUCACUGAAUUAGAUUAUCAGUGCAACUCAGAUAUGGAAUUGAUGAUCCUGGCCUAUUGUGUACAACACUGUCAGAAUUUAGAAUGCUUCUUUGUUGACGGUUCUGCAUUACUAUAUCGUGCAAAGACAGAAUCAUUUCUUCCAGAAAAUGAGGAAUGGCGUUUGGAUGAAGGAUAUAUGGAAGACUUCUUUAAAGCACUGACAAAAUUGAGAAACUUAAGCAUCCUCAGGUAAGAAAGUGCUAGCAUUUUAUUUUAGAUUUAUUGAUAAUGAAACCACUACAUAAUAUUAGAACUUUGCAUAUUAAACUAAAUAUAUUGUU